This is a messenger RNA of Schistosoma mattheei, 522 nucleotides long. The record is from the annotation of a GenBank genome assembly. Lineage: Eukaryota; Metazoa; Platyhelminthes; Trematoda; Strigeidida; Schistosomatidae.
AUGAUGAAAAUAUCAAGUGUCCGACAGAAUUUCGCCAAAGAAUGUGAAGAUGCAAUCAAUAAACAAAUCAAUGUGGAACUACAGGCUGCUUAUGAUUAUAUGGCAUUCUUCACUUAUUUCGAUCGAGAUGAUGUGUCAUUUCCGAAAGCAGCUGAAUUCUUUCGAAAAGCUUCACAUGAAGAACGUGAACAUGCAGAGAAAUUGGCCAAAUAUCAGAACAAACGUGGUGGUCGAAUAGAAUUUAUGGAUUUAAGAGCAGUUCAGAAAAUUGAAUUAAAUGAUCUUGAAGAAGCAUUUGAAAUUGCUCUAAAUUCUGAAAAGUCGAUUUAUCAGUCCCUACUGGAAUUACAUAGUGUAGCUGAAGAACACAAUGAUCCAGGGUUAUGUGAAUUUAUUGAAUCUGAAUGCUUAGAAACUAAAGAACAAUUCAUUAAAACAAUUGCUGAUUAUUUAACACAAAUUCAACGUGUUGGGAAACAACUUGGUGAAUAUUUAUUUGACCAAUUAACAUUGAAAGAAUAA